This is a messenger RNA of Saxophila tyrrhenica, 1542 nucleotides long. RefSeq lists its product as uncharacterized. The coding region runs from base 1 to 1542 and encodes 513 amino acids. The transcript has a single exon. The record is from RefSeq and is a predicted model, not a curated record. Lineage: Eukaryota; Fungi; Ascomycota; Dothideomycetes; Mycosphaerellales; Extremaceae. Gene Ontology annotation, cellular component: SAS acetyltransferase complex. Gene Ontology annotation, molecular function: histone acetyltransferase activity.
AUGGCCAUUCUGUCGCGUUCACGCACCAGCAGGGAGACAACGCAACACGACCGUCACUCCACCUCCGCCAAUCGGCAGUCCACCGACCACGACAAUCACAUUAACCGCCCUCGCUAUACCGCAUCGCCGACACCACCCACCUCAGAUGAUGAAGACGGCCGACCAGCAAAGAAGCGAAAACUGAGCAUCCGCAACAGCAAGCAGCAGCAGCAGACACUCGACCACCACUUCCUCCCCCACCAAUCAGCGCCACCGAAGCCGCCGAACCAGGUGAAGCUGACACAGCCGCAUGGGCAGCUGCUCGAGACGCUCAAUGGAGUGCGGACGGUGCUCGACACCACCGAAGACGACCUUUCCCUCUCCCUCCCCAAAUCAGGUGUGGCGACGCCAAAGUCCACCACCAGGGUGUCUACGCUCACCCCGCAACCGCAACCCGCCAAUGCGCCGCCGAAGCAGGAGGACAAGCGCACGCUGCGGUCGCAAGACGACGGACCCAGGUUGAAGAGCGAGUUGGCGAUUUACUUUCCCAAUUAUGAGGAUGUGAUAUUUGAGGUGCCGAGGGAGGAAGACUUUCUGACGAUCGACACCACGUUGUACAUUGCGGAUGAUGCGCUGAAGCAGGUCAAGCAAGAGCAAGCUUCGCCUGGCGCAAAGAAGGCAGUGAAAGGCACGCCUUCAAGUGUACGCAAUGGCACGGCGAACAGGUCUCAGUACCCUGCUACACCGCAGCGCAGCAACUCGAACCAGUACAAUGGCAGUCCGAGCCUCAACCUGGACCUGAUCUCGCGUACCAUUCCCGACAACCCAGUCGAUCCCUUGUCCGACGACCACUACUCCAAGUCCCACAAGCGAGCCGAACGCAAAGAGAAGCAGCUCCGCAAUAUCGAAAAGGAACGAGCCAUGCAUGAGAAAGUACAACUAGACAGACUUCUAGCCGGCCUCCAGGGCCAUGACUGGCUGAAAAUCCUAGGCAUCACUGGGAUAACAGACGGCGAAGCGAAGAAAUUCGAGCCCAAACGCGACUUCUUCAUCGCAGAAGUAAAGGCUCUAGUCGACAAGUUCCGGCAAUGGAAGGAGCAAGAGAAGAAACAACGCCUAGACAAAGAGGCCGCUCUCGCCGCUCGGGAGGACGAAGCAGACGAGUCGGAUGCCGAUAGCGUCGGCCCCCCGAGCAGCGACCUCAACGCCUCCGCCGCGCGACAACUGCAGCAAGAAACCGCCUCCGCGCUCAAAUCCUCGACCACCAUCAAACUAUCCUCGAAAAGCAGAGACACACCUAAAUCUCAGCCUGCCUACCUCCCGCCCCCCGAGCCCGAAGUCCCCAUCACGAGCUUCUACGCCAAACGCCACCUCCGCGAAGCCGCGCUGGGGAAGUCGCGACAUGGCAGGAACGUGACGGCUUUCGGACAUCCUUUGCCGGAGAUGGGGGAGCGGGAGUUCGAGCUGCCGGGGGAGUAUUUGACGGCGGAGACGUUGAGGGCGAAUGCGAGGGAGAGGCGGCGGAGGAAGAGGGGGAGGGUUGCUGAGGGUGGUGGGGAGUGA